This is a messenger RNA of Paramecium primaurelia, 1355 nucleotides long. The record is from the annotation of a GenBank genome assembly. Lineage: Eukaryota; Ciliophora; Oligohymenophorea; Peniculida; Parameciidae.
AUGUUCACUCAUGGUAGUGAUGAUAAGUCUAUCCGUCUAUGGGAUGUCAAAACAGGAUAAUAAAAAGCCAAAUUAGAUGGUCAUACUAGUACUGUCUACUCAGUCUGUUUCUCUCCUGAUGGAAAUACAUUAGCUUCUGGUAGUGAUGAUAAGUCUAUCCGUCUAUGGGAUGUCAAAACAGGAUAAUAAAAAGCCAAAUUAGAUGGUCAUACUAGUACUGUCUACUCAGUCUGUUUCUCUCCUGAUGGAAAUACAUUAGCUUCUGGUAGUGAUGAUAAGUCUAUCCGUCUAUGGGAUGUCAAAACAGGAUAAUAAAAAGCCAAAUUAGAUGGUCAUACUAGUACUGUCUACUCAGUCUGUUUCUCUCCUGAUGGAAAUACAUUAGCUUCUGGUAGUGAUGAUAAGUCUAUCCGUCUAUGGGAUGUCAAAACAGGAUAAUAAAAAGCCAAAUUAGAUGGUCAUACUAGUACUGUCUACUCAGUCUGUUUCUCUCCUGAUGGAAAUACAUUAGCUUCUGGUAGUGAUGAUAAGUCUAUCCGUCUAUGGGAUGUCAAAACAGGAUAAUAAAAAGCCAAAUUAGAUGGUCAUACUAGUACUGUCAACUCAGUCUGUUUCUCUCCUGAUGGAAAUACAUUAGCUUCUGGUAGUGAUGAUAAGUCUAUCCGUCUAUGGGAUGUCAAAACAGGAUAAUAAACAGCCAAAUUAGAUGGUCAUACUUAAUAUGUCAACUCAGUCUGUUUCUCUCCUGAUGGAAAUACAUUAGCUUCUGGUAGUGAUGAUAAGUCUAUCCGUCUAUGGGAUGUCAAAACAGGAUAAUAAAAAGCCAAAUUAGAUGGUCAUUCAUUUGGUGUCAAGUCAGUCUGUUUCUCUCCUGAUGGAAAUACAUUAGCUUCUGGUAGUAGAGAUGAGUAUAUCCGUCUAUGGGAUGUUAAAACAGGAUAAUAAAAAGCCAAAUUAGAUGGUCAUUAAUAUUCAGUCAACUCAGUCUGUUUCUCUCCUGAUGGAAAUACAUUAGCUUCUGGUAGUAAUGAUAACUCUAUCCGUCUAUGGGAUGUAAAGACAGGAUAAGAAAUUAAAUCCUCUGAUAAAAACUACAAAGAUAUUCUUGCAUAAUUAAAAAUUCCGCUCUAAUAAAAUAGUGCAAUAUAAGAAGGUAAUAUUAAUUUUUUUUUUAUAUUUUAGCAUCAAAUUACAUCACUACACUCCUAAUUUCUUAAUCCGCUAUAUUCUAAGCAAAAGGAGCAAUUGUUCUCAAAGGAGAAUUCAUUAAUCAUCAAGGCACUGAUUUGAGACCUUUAUUGAAAUCCAAAGGUAGUUGCUUUUUGGAAGAUCUUAAGUAAAAGUGAUAAUUAUUA